AUGAAUCCUGCCACCACAUUCCUUCCGACCACCACCGCCCUCCUAAUAACCUUCCUCCUCGUGAUCACACUCAACCCCGUCCUUACCGCCGCCAUGCGGCCACCGCUCAUCGAUACCCACGGCAGCCGCGUCGAGUUCGGCGCACAAUACCUCAUCUUUCCGGCGACCCACAACGGAGGCGGAGGGCUGACCCUAGCCGACGCCGCUCCCACCAACUGCCACACCCAUGCCUCCUGCAAGGUCGACAUAAUCCAAGCCCAAAACCCGAAUUCCCACGGCCUUCCCGUGACAUUUUCCCCCGUGAUCAUCUUUGGCGCCAUGGAUCUGAACAUCCAGUUUGCAGCUUCCUCGGCCUGCGGGAAAUCGACGGUGUGGUAG
Messenger RNA from Linum trigynum, 378 nucleotides. The record is from the annotation of a GenBank genome assembly. NCBI's taxonomy places the organism in Eukaryota, Viridiplantae, Streptophyta, Magnoliopsida, Malpighiales, Linaceae.